Messenger RNA from Eubalaena glacialis (North Atlantic right whale), 450 nucleotides. RefSeq lists its product as uncharacterized. The transcript is spliced from 4 exons. Bases 1 to 450 code for a protein of 149 amino acids. Lineage: Eukaryota; Metazoa; Chordata; Mammalia; Artiodactyla; Balaenidae. The record is from RefSeq and is a predicted model, not a curated record.
AUGUCCCACCCCUCCCCUGGGCGGGGCCAACACCGAGGAACCCGGAUUCCCAACCCCUCCUCUCCCCCUCCCCCUCCCCCCCGCCGCGCCCCACCUCCCGGGCUUCUCCGAGGAGACGCCGACGACAGGGGGCGGGGUGGGGGUGGGGGUGGGGUCGUCUACGCGGGGCCACGCAGGCGCCGCUUUACGGCAGGGGUGGGCGUGGGGCGCCGUCGAGUCCCGCCGGCCCCCGCGCAAGGUUCAGAGCUGACCGGGUUUUUCCCGCCGGAGCGUGGCCUCAGCCAGAGGAGGCAGAGCGGAAGGAAAGGAGGAGGAGGGAAAUCGGGGACGUCGGUCAUCUCCAGGCGCUGGUGUUCUGGAGGAGGCAGAGCGGAAGGAAAGGAGGAGGAGGGAAAUCGGGGACGUCGGUCAUCUCCAGGCGCUGGUGUUCUGGAGUCUAUUUCACCAUAG